AUGGCAUCUCACCAAGUAGCGCUUGUGACCGCAGGCUCUGCGGGUCUCGGCGCUGCAAUUGCUCGUGUCCUAGCCACAGAAGCACGGAUGAGCGUUGUCAUCAACUACUCCUCGAACGCUGAGCGAGCGGAGACGCUUGUCUCAGAGUUGAGGCGUGUCACAGAGCCCAAACAUCCUCAGGAAAUCUUGGAGCGCCCUGCGACUGGCCAGCAAGAAUUUGUUGCCAUCAAAGCGGACAUGGCAUCACGCAGCGAGAUCGUCCGACUGGUAGGAGAAAGUGUUGCACUUAUGGGCCGGCUCGAUGUUGUCGUUUCUAAUGUUGGAUGGACACGCAUGACGGACUUCAUGAACCUCGACGAAGGCGUUCUCGACGAAGAUUGGGAUCGCUGCCUGAAUACAAAUGUCAAGAGCCAUCUCUUCUUGUUCCACGCUGCUCGAGAACACCUAGAUAUAAGUGAAGGCUCGUUCGUCUCGACGGCUAGUGUGGCGGGAGUGAAGCCAAGCGGAAGUUCGUUGUCGUACGCGGUGUCCAAAGCCGCGCAAAUCCAUCUGAUCAAAUCACUUGCCUUGAUCGCAGCUCCUCGAAUCCGUGUCAAUUGUAUAUCGCCUGGCGUGUUGCUCACUGAAUGGGGUCGCAAGUUUCCCGAAAAAAAGCUCAAGGCGGUAAAAGAACGGAACAAGCUCGGAAGGUUUGCUGAUGUAGAGGACGUCGCACAGCAAGUCAAAGUACUGGUACUUAGCAAGUCGACCACAGGGCAGAACAUAGUUAUUGAUGCUGGGUUCUCCAUUUGA
Coniosporium apollinis CBS 100218 is the source of this 792-nucleotide messenger RNA. RefSeq lists its product as uncharacterized. The record is from RefSeq and is a predicted model, not a curated record. Bases 1 to 792 code for a protein of 263 amino acids. NCBI's taxonomy places the organism in Eukaryota, Fungi, Ascomycota, Dothideomycetes. The transcript is spliced from 4 exons.